AUGACGCAGAGCCAUCAUACGCUCGGCUUCCUUCUGGAUUGGGUAAGUUAUUUUCCAUGUUUUUGGUGUUUUGACUUUUAGGUAAACGACUGAACUUUAAGAAGAUUUGACAAGUUAGAUGAGGCUGCGAUUGGAACCCCUGUUUUGAUAAGAGCAGCUGAUUUUGAUUUAGAAAAGCGGGGAGGUCUAAUUGGUUUGAAUCAGAUGGAGAGAAAGUAGAGAAAGGGAGUUUUUUGGCUGAUUCAGAGGCGAAAACCCCACGAGUGCGUUUGAUUAAUCAUAUGUGCGAGUUGAAAAGCGUAAAAACUGAUUAAGUUCAUGGGAAUAAGUGAGACUGAUUUUGAGGUCUAGUACAAUGUAAAUUUGAUGUUUUGAAGUUAAAAAGUCAAAUUCUCCGCAGGAUAAGUCAUAGACAGUCUUAUUAUGUUUGUAAUAGAGGUUAAAACUUUAGUGAUGAUGCGAACGAGAUAAAACUAUAUUAGCCAUCAAGUACAAUAUAAAUUCGUCCGAAAAAAAGGAAGCAGGCGCUUUUCGAGAUUAAAAUUGUCUUUUUUAUUGAAUAAGUUGAUGUCUUCUGAAUUUCAAACCUGGAAACUUUUCAGGCCACAACAUCGCACCCCGGCUCAGAUGCUUUUACAAUAGACACCGUUGUUGAUGGUCGAUUAAUAUCCGAGCUUCUUUAUUCACUGUAAGUCCCAUUCAUUGUGUUUGUUCAUUCUUUAGAUGUGAAUCCCAUUUCACGGAGAAAUUCGUCAAUGAAGUCCAGGAAAUCGACGAUCAAAGUCGGGAGAGUCAGGUCAGACGGAUAACAUUAGUUCAUGAGAAAAUUGUCCAAUUUUAUGAACUGAAGUGCAAGAUAAACUUGACAGAGGACUCGAACUUUCUUCCUGAACCUACAGACCUUGGUAUGUUUGGGAUUUUUGGGAGGAAUUUCGAAGUUUUGAUAUUGGACCUAGUGUAAUAUAAACAUUUUUGAUUUUGAUGGGAAAAUCGUUUUGUUUGGAUGGGAAAUGAAUUGCAGAUGUUUUAUAGACUCAUUAUGGUCUGUUUAAUACGUGUUUCUUUUAGUUUCCAAGGACGAAGAUGCAGUUCUUCGCUUCCUUUUCGUCGUUUCCACCAUUCCCACUGUUCUCGGUCAUAUCAGUAGGUUUUAAUGGGAUUUUUGACAAAUUUAUGGGACAAAUUUUUAUGUGGUUGAUUUAGCUGCCCGAACAAUGCAAGAAAUGCUCAAACACUCACCUCAAAACGUCCAGGAUAAGAUAAAAUCAAUGGAAUUGGAGUUUAUAGACCUGAUUCAAGGCCAUAAAACAACGGAUUAUAGUGUGAGUUGGGUUGGAAAAACUCUGUAGAGGCUUGGUGGAAAUUUUAAAGGCUUUAUUUGGGAUUUUUUGUCAUUUUUUCCGGGAAAUUUUUGGAAAAUUUUCAAAAAAUCGAAAAAAUUUUAUUUUCAGGCCAAAAUCCAAGCGGAACAGCAAAAAUCCAAGGAACUGAGGGCCAAGCUGAACGAAGCAACAAGUCAGGUAAGCAAUCACAUACAGUUUGCCCCAGAAAAAUCGGUAAAAAAUCGAAAGAAAAGAGAUCUGUGGGAGCUCUCUUCAAAAAUCAAAAAAAUGACGGUUUUUGUUGGGUUUUAUACGUUUCACUUGAAUAAAAGUAGAGCGGACGGGUUUUCGCAAGCAAAUAUGGGUUGGAGACGGCUUGAAAUAGAUAAAAAUAUGUGUGCCCGGAGGGGAAAUUUGGAAUUUUGGGGGGUUUCAAGAUUUUUUUUGAGGUUUUUGGGAUGAAAAUUUAUUUUAUAGGGGAUUUGAGGGUGAAAAUUUUUAUUUGGCGUGGUUUGGGAUAGUAUUUGUACAUCAAAAAAAAAUUUUUUUAUUCAUUUUUUUUUGAAUUUUUUUUUAUUUUUUCCGGCCUUCAGAACGCCAUUUUAUCGGACAAACUCACCAAACUCGAAUUCGAAUUAGGCAAUGCGAAAGAAGACCUGAAAAAAUACGCUGAAGACUCGGUCAGCAAAACGGUCCUGGAAAUGAAAAUGGACGAUGCCAAGGCCCUAGAAGAGCGCCUCAAAUUGGCCGAUGAACUCACACGCAAAUUGGAAACGGAUGCCGCGGAAUGGGCAUUGAAAUGCGAACGAUUGGAGGCCGAGAACUCGAAAAUGGUAAGGAUUUUUUUGGGAAAUUUUAAUUUUUUCUGCUGAGGAUUUUUAUGAAUAAACUUGGUAGAAAGUUAGAGUAGAGUUUUGUAAGAGUAUGCGAGAUUUUUGACUUGUCUUUUUGAAGAAGACAUUGCGAUUUUUAGGUCGAAAGAGAAAAAAUUCGGAUAUUUUUUUGCGAUUUUUGGCUUGAAAAUAAAAGGGUGGAUUAGAAGUGAGGUGAACAAUGUCUUUCCCAAAAAUACAUUUUUUCAUCGGAGAGCUCAAAAAAAAUACAGCCUAAAAAUGUUUUUUCAUCACUCCGUCUCUCAAGAUUUUACGUAUUUCCUCGAAAAAAGAUCGUUGAAUAUAUUGGAUUUGACGGCAAAUAUUGAGCUAAAAUUUUCAGGAAUUAAUAUGUGGCCUAGGUGAACUGCGAUCACAGAAUUUGAAGGAAAUCUGAGCGUCACACCCGGAAUGAUACCAAUUUUUAAAUGAAUUUGUAACAUUCAUUUUAAAAUUGGUGAUGACGCUCAGAUUUCCUUGAUAUUUUGUGAUCAUAGUCACCUAGGCCAUAUAUUAAUUCCUGUAAAUUUUAGCCCAAUAUUUGCGGUCAGAGCCGGGAUAUUCAACGACCUUUUUUUCGAGGGAAUACGUAGAAUGGGGAGGGACGGAGUGAUGAAAAACGUUUUUUCGGCUGUAAUUUUUUGAGCUCUCCGAUGAAAAAAAUGUAUUUUUGGUAAAGACAUUGUUCACCUCACUUCUAAUACAGCCUAAAAUUUUCAAGCCGAAAAUCGCACAAAAUAUCUGAAUGUUUGGCUUUUUUUGACAUAAAAAUCUCAAUGUCUUCUUCAAAAGACAAGUCCAAAAUUUCGCAUAGGUCUUAUAAAAUUCUAUUCUAAAAUUUGUGCCAAGUUUCAGAAAAUCGAAUUAUGAAAGAAUGAAAAAAAUUUUUGGCGCCGUUUUGAAGAGUUUUCGUUGCAGAAAAACCGAAUCCGCGAAGCCGAAGAGGACCUAAAAGAGCUGAAAGAUGAAAAAGUCAGCGUCGACCACAAACUUUCGCUCGCCGAAAGCCGCGCCGCCGACUUUGAACGCAAGAUGAACAUGUUUAAAGAGUACCAAAAAACGGGCCCCGGCCAGACCGAGUUCAACGCGCUGAAGGAUCGCUACCAAAAAAUCCUCAAAAUGAACUCGGAGCUGGAGGAGAAGUGCUCCGCCAUGGAGACCUACAAACGCCAGAUGGACAACCUCCAAGCCAAUGUGGCCAUGCUGCGAAGCGAAAAGCAGCAAACGGAAGAGCUGCUUUUCCGAGAGCAGACCAAGUCCAGAGACCUGAAGGAGCAAUUGAAACAAGCGAAAAGCAUGAUGAAUGAAGAAAAGAACAGUGUUGCGUCCUCCUCACCCACUCUACAUGAUGAUCUCAAUAAUUUCAGCUCAUUUGAUGAGGGAAAGUAAGGAUUUUUUGAAAGAAUUUUGAGGGGUUUGGGGAAUUUGGAGACUUUUUGAUUUUUUUGGAGUUUUUUUUUUAAUUUUUUGAGAGUUUAUCGAAGGGGAUUUUUAAGAAGCCUGAAAGAUUUUGAGAUUUUUUUGUGAUUUUUUAUGAGAAUUUUGAGGUCUUGUGGAGAAUUUUGAUUUUUUUCUUAUUUUUCGGAGAUUUUUUGGGAUUCUUGGAAAUUUUGAUGGAUUAAUUGGAGUCAGAUUUUCAGGAAGCCUGAGAGAUUUUGAGAUUUUUUUAAAUGGUUUUUUAAUUUUGAGUAUUUUUGAGAUUUUUUGAAUUUUUAAAAUUUUCGGCAUUUUUUUGAAGAUUUUUGUGGUUUAAUUGAAGUCAGAGGGUUAUUUUUAGGAAGCCUGGGAGUAUUUUUGAGAUUUUUCAAAUGAUUUUUUAUAUGAAUUUUGGUUUUUUUGGAGAGUUUUUGGUUUUAGAUUUUUUGGGAUUUUUGAUAUUUUGUUCAGUUCCUAGCAAUUUUUUUGUUUUCAUUUUUUCGCUUUCAGCCUCGAUCUAGUGGAAUCUCGCGUUCGACUAUCAGCAUUAGAAUCCGACAAGCGACAUCUAGAAAUUGAAUUUGAUUCAUACAAACAGAAUUCGAUGGCCGAAAUUCAACGGGCCAACCAAAGCGCCGCCAAAGCGCGAGAAGAGAAAUUGCAGAUGGACUUGGAGGUGGAAACGAUGAAGUCUGAGCUGCAAAAGUGUCGGAGUGAACUUGCGGCCGUGGAGGAUCGAAGAAAACGGACGGAUGGUAGGGAUUUUUUGCGGAAAUUUUGAUUUUUUUUGUAAAUUUUUGGUGAUUUUAAUGAAAUAUUGAAGUAGAAUGGGGGUUUGAAGAGGUAAGGGAUAGAAGUUCUAGAUGUUGUUUGAAGUUUUUUGGUGGUUUUGUGAAAAUUUGCGUGAGGUGGGAUUCGAACCUUCGACUUUUUGAGUGAAAAGUUAACUCACUACCACUACACCACAGAGGUACAUCGGCUAAAAUACGCCGAAUUUGAGAUUUUUCGAGAGUUUUGAGUAGUUCAGAACUUGAAGAGAAGAUUUAAGAAUAUGAAAUUUAUUAUUUGACCCAUUUACCUUGUUUUAGACGAGCUGCAACAGCUGAAAGAAAAAAUGCGGGAUUACGAAGAAGCCAUCAAACGAUCCGCCCAAAUCAUCUCCGAAUAUGUUGUCCUCAAUCCGGACGACACCUCGAGCGGUCUGGCCGGCAGCGAAGUCCUCGAAUUGAAGGCAGAGGUCAAGCGGUUGGAGGAACAGUUGAGGUCGGUCCGCCAACAGGCCGACGCCUACAGACAUGUCGCAACGGAAGAGCAACGACUCAUCGCCACUGAAUUCUACGAACAGGCGGCAGACGUCAUACAGCGAAAACAUUUGGCUCAAGAAGUGCGACAUCACUUCAACUCGGACACGAAUAAUUUGCAUCCCAACACGGAACGCAAUGAAUACAGCAGCCAUCGGCAUCUCAGUGACCUACAGAGUGGAACGUCCUCAGCCAGGUAUGUUUUAGAGCAUUUGGGGGGAGGUGGAAGCGGUUUGGAAAAGAUUGGACGAGUUUCCCUGAUCUUCAGGGUUUUCGUGGUGGGACCAAAAAAGUUUAAAUUUGAUGAAUUAAAAGACGAUUUCUGAGUCAGUGCAUCAGCCGUCCGUUAGGCGUGGACAUAGGAAAAAAUCGAGUUUGAGUUUUUUGCAUCAAAAUGACUGUUGGUAGGUGCUUUACAAAAGCGAACAAUAUUUUUUCCUAAAACUUUCAACAAGGUACCAUUUUUUACAAUUUACUGUUUUUGAAGUAAUUGUUCACAACUGUCGUAUCUUACCUUGAAAUGCAAUAAUUCCGCGGCCUACUACGUUUUCGGCCCUUGCAAAGAUGAUGGAAGAAUUAUUUUUGGUCUCUUCCUACUGUAACAUACCGUAAUACCAUAUCGACCGUAAAAAAACGGCCGUAAAAUCUUUGUUUCUGAAAACCCACAGCUGAUUUUUUGAUAUGUUAAUCAGCGUAAAAUUCUGCUCUAGACGCAAUAAAAAAGUGAAUGACAAAUUUCGUGGUAUAGUGGUUAGUGGUCGGGACUACCAAUCCAGCCUCCCAGGUUCGAUUCCGGGUGGGUGCAAAUCUCGAAAAAAUACUGGAAAUCGAUUUUAAUGCAACAAGCAGAGCUAUUUGAUUAAUACUAAGUAAUUUUGGACAACAACGAUACCUGUAUGGGAGCCUAAAACGGAUUUUUAAAAAAUUUUCGAGGCUGAAUACGUGAAAAAUAAAACGGCUUCAAACCGGUUGAAAUUGAUAGGACUUACUCUAGGGCUAAUUAUAAGACACUUUCCCGUUAACUUUUUUUGGGAUCUUACUGUAUCGUGGAUUACUGUAACAUAGAACUUAUUCCCGUAAACCGCGGUUUACUUCAGAAUUCUCGCACAAAAUUUUUAGUUUUUUAGUUAGAUAUUUUAAAAAGAAAGCAAAGAUCCACUCUUAGUGUACAAAUUAAAAUUUUCCCGGGUCUUCAAUGUGUGUUGACGUUAUCAACAACUGGUCAAACUGCGUGAGAUUACUCAGGUGUUUCAAGUCGUACCGCCAUAUAAAAAAUAUUUAUACGCAACCCAAGCCUUUCUUAAUCAUUUUAAACGUAAUGGUGGGGGUUCGAGCUUUCCGCGCUAUGUGGUACACAAAAAACGGAAUCGUGUUUCACGUUACAGUAAUCCUCGAUACAGUAAGAUCCCAAAAAAAGUUAACAGGAAAGUGUCUUAUAAUUAGCCCUAGAGUAAGUCCUAUCAAUUUCAACCGGUUUGAAGCCGUUUUAUUUUUCACGUAUUCAGCCUCGAAAAUUUUAAAAAAUCCGUUUUAAGUUCCCAUACAGGUGCCGUUAUUGUCCAAAUUUGCUUAGUGUCAAUCAAAUAUCUUUGAUUGUUCCAUUAGAGUCGAUUUCAAGUAUUUUUUCGAGAUUUGCACCCACCCGGAAUCGAACCUGCGAGGCUGGAUUGGUAGUCCCGACCACUAACCACUAUACCACGAAAUUUGUCAUUCACUUUUUUGAACUUUUUUUGAUUGCGUCUAGAGCAGAAUUUUACGCUGAUUAACAUAUCAAAAAAUCAGCUGUGGGUUUUCAGAAACAAAGAUUUUACGGCCGUUUUUUCGCGGCCGAUACGGUAUUGCGGUAUGUUACAGUAGGAAAAUCGGAAAAAUAAUGAUUCCAUCGUCACCGCAAAGGUCAAAAACUUCAGUAACCAUCAAAUCACACAGUAAGGUAAGGUACGACAGCUGGAGGCGAUUACUUCUAAAACAGUAAAUUGUAAAAAAAUAUACCUUGAUGAAGGUUUUGGGAAAAAAUAUUGUUCGCUUUUGCUUAGCCCCUUCCAACAGUCAUUCUAAUGCAGAAAACUCAAAAUCGAUUUUUUCCUAUGUCCACGGCUGACGCACUGACUCAGAAAUCGUCUUUUAAAUAAGUCGGAAAUAUCAUGAAUUGUGGAAUUUAAACGCUGUAGAUAACGUCCUAGAUGAUAUUUUUCUAAUUUAUUUUCAAUUUUGGCGAAAUUCAGUUUUCGCGGUGGGACCAAAAAAGUUUAAAUUUGAUGAAUUUGAAGUCGGAAAUAACAUGAAUUGUGGAAUUUACAGCGCUGUAAAUAAGGUCUAGAUGUUAUUUUUGUAAUGGAUUUUGAAUUUUGGUGAAAUUCAGGUUUUCGCGGUGGGACCCAGAUAUUAAAAUUUCGGUUGAAAAAAGGAAAUUUUGAGGUUAAAAAUAGUAGGAUUACUUUGUAAAAGUGAUUUUUACCUUUUAUUUUGACUUUUGGUCAAGGUCAGGUUUUCGUGGUGGGACCUAAAUUCGAAAAAUUUUAGGUAGAUUUUUUGGGUUGAAAUGAAUAUAGAUGCCUUGGUAAGGGUCAAUUGAAAAAAUUUACGCCGUUUUUAUUCUUUUCUAAGCUCAAGUUUUCGUGGCGGGACCUAAAAUUUAAGUUUUUUCAAAAGUUCCCGCAAUUGUCGACAUUUUCAGGUCCACCCCGACCACCUCGGUGUAUCUAAACUCGUCGACGUCCAAUUCCCUGGCCAGCUCCACUACCCAACCCCCAUUAACGGCCCCAGCGAACCCGGCGGAGUCGGGAAUUUCGUCCAUCUUCAAGACGUUCCUCCGAAAACAACGCGAGCCCAACACGAACCGAACGCCGGCGAGGUGAUUUUCAGCCCCUCUCUACCUUCGUUAUAACCCACGGCAAGCUUGGGGGCCGCGGUUUCUAAUUUCUAACCAUUUUUUGCAAACUUUACCGAUUUUUUUUGUUAAUUUUUGGAGAUUUUUUUUUGUGAUUCUACGGGUAUUUUUUGGUUUAUUUCUUAUUUAUGGUGAAAUACGUUGGCUGGACACUCAAUUCUACGCAUUGUGAUACAAAAUUUUGGAUAUUUUUGACUCCGUCCACUCAAAACUGUAAAUUCUGUGAUUUUUGGGAAUUGUUUACUUUUUUUGGCAUUGUACACUCAAAUUUUGGCUUGGUAUCGAAUAUCUGAGGGGUUUGUUAGUAGCUAGCGAAAGUUUGAACCGUAUUUUGUCGAUUUGGAACGAGUUUUUGUUGGCAGGCUGCGCCCAGGCUUGAAAUUUUAAACCCCGAUUUUUGGCGGGAUUUUUUUAUAAAUGGAUAUUCGAUAUCACGCUGAACCACGACCCAGGUUUAUUUUUUGUAACUACUCAAGUUGUUACAGUAAUUUUUAUAACUUUUUAUUUUUUCACUUAUGGCCAGCUUUAACCGCGAUUUUUCGGUUAGUACUGAGGAAAUUUUUGACAAUUUGAAAUUUGAAUAACUUUUAUUGAAGUGAAGACUUCAGUUCCGUAGAUUUUUUCAACUUUUUUUGUUUACUGUAGGUUACUGUAACUUUUUUUCUCCAAUUUUCUCACAGUACGCACCGAAAACUCGGAUUUUUUGGUACAAUAAAGGUACACACCGACGAUGGGAGACGGUAUUUUUGAUUUCUCCAACUUUUUUGCUUCUUCACUUUAGCGGUUACUGUAGCGAAUUUAAAAUUACGGUAAUUUUUUUCACAGAUGGCCUGAACAACAAAACGCCCAUGUGAUCCCACCCAAAUCCCAACGACUAAACGGCAAUGGAUUCCCCGAGAGAUUGGUGUGACCAAAACAAUCGCCUCAGGCCAUUUUUGCGCCCCUUUUUUCUGCACAGUGCGGUUUUUGAAUUUCCCGAUUUUCGCACUGUGCAAUCAAAAAAUUUGAUGAUUUUUUUGGUCAAAAAUUUUAUUUACGGUUCAGCAAGGCUUUUCGUGGUCUUUCAAUGAUUUAUCUGUGAUUUUUACUACUGUAAUUUAUUGAAUUUGGAAUAAAUUUUGAGUUUUCGACAUUUUUGGAGAUUUUUUUCAUAAAGAAACUGUUUUUAUCAGUGAAAAAGUUUUUGUAAAAUGGGGAAAAAGACUUCGGCGUAUUUUAAACCCAUUGUUUCUAUUGGUUGAUAUCUUUUUCGGUCGAUUUUUAUGCCAAAUCAGCGGAUAUUUGGGAUUUUUGGCGAUUUUUGUUGAAAAAAGGUAAUUUUCAAAAUUUUUUUUGAGUCAUCGAGGAUGAAAAUGUUAUUAUCUAGGUCUAUUCCAUCUUGUGAAGUCGUAUUUUACCAUUUACUAAAGGUUUUCGACAAAAUUUGACCUUAUUUUAGGUCCAAUCUUGGUGCUGCUGCCCGUUCCCUCGAUUCUAGUCCAAUGAAAUCCGCAAAUAUCCCGUGGCCCGCGUUUCAAGGCCUCCUAUCCCGUCCCAACGCACACGACCGGUUUUUGCAGCGAACGGCGCAGCUGCGCAAAGACGCCAAGGCGGCCGAGUCGGGCGCAGCUCGCGCCGAAACGGACCGUCUGAUCCGCCGCAUGACCUCGAUGUCCAAUCGCAUGGCGUGGGGCGCGAAUCACAAGGUCCGGCCCGGCGAUUCGGCCGUGUUGGUGCCGCUGUUGGAGCGGCGCAAUGGCCAGCCGUACGCGGUUUUCACCCAUCGCAGCUACAAGCUGCGAGCCCAUCGCGGAGAAGUGUGUUUUCCCGGCGGCAAAAUUGAUAAGGGAGAAACACCGGAGGAGGUAGGUGUCUGAGAGGAUUCUAGGCUCAAUUUGAGUAUGUUUUUUCAGUCAGAAAAGUGGAAAAAAUUACGAUUUUGGGGCAAAAAGCAUUAUUUUUGACGAAAAGUUGGGUUUUCUUAAGUUUUCCGCAAAAGUCAAUGUAGAUUACGAAAUUGAGGUACGAAACGAGUAUGUGACGUCUGAGAGGAUUCUAGGUUUAUUUUGAGUAUGUUCUUUCAGUCUAAAAUGUCAAAAAAAUGAGAUUUUAGGGCAAAAAAUAUUACUUUAGACGAAAAAGUAAUCAAAUUUGGGGUUUUUCUUGAUUUUCCGUAAAAAAAAUCCCCUUUUUUUGGUGAUUUACGGAUUUUUUAGGUAAAAUACGCUCCUAGAAGUGUUGUCCGCUUAUAAAUUGAUUAAAGAAAUAGUGCUUUUUGAGAUUUUCCCCCAAAAAAUUCGAUUUUUGACCAAUUUUUUGACGAAAAAUGAUUUUUUUUGUAAAAUACGGCACUUCCAGCUGUAAGGACAUGUUAAAAUUUCUUUCCAGGCCGCUCUACGCGAAGCCGAAGAGGAGAUUGGCCUAAAGCCGGCGGAUGUCCGGCUCUGGGGACGAUUGCCGGCCAUGUACACCCGACAACUCACCCACAUUCAGCCAAUUGUGGGAGUAAUCAGCGAAGAGGUGGCCAGAACUCUGUCGCCGAGGACCGUAGAAGUGCAGACAGUUUUUGCGGUAAGUUUUCUUUGUUUUUUGUUUCUAAAUUUGGGGUUUUUUGAGUACCACAACGAAAUCUUGAAUUUUUGGCAUUAUGUUUCAAGGGCUAAACUUGGCUGAAAAAUGCAGUUUAUGGUCAAAACUGACUUUUAAGGAAAUUUCUAUGGUUUUUAGGAUAGAAAGUUCGAGUCCCACAACGAAAUCCUGGGGCCUGUUUCACUAACAUAAAAAUAAAUAAAAGAAAAGUAGGGGGGAGCGAGAGAGCAUCGAAAACGCGUUUGCGAGCGAGAGAAACCGGACGAAAAGCAGAAGUAGCCUACUUUUGCGGGAGUGACUUUUUACGUCCAAAACCGCGGUUCGCGGCAGUAUUUUGGCCAUAACUUUUUUCUCAGUUGGUCUAGGAACACCCUUCAAAAUUUAUAAUGAAGCUGAUAGUUUCAGCUAUCACCAAGAUUAUUUUCAUUGCUGUGGUGCCAAAACCCGUCCUUAAAAAAAUCGUAAAGUACGCGUUCUUUAAUUUUUGAGAAAAUCGACUAAAUGUUAGUUUAACAAGGAAAGUACUUUUAUGGGGGCUCCUACUUUUUGACGGGACAUAUCUCAAAAAAUCAGAAAAAAUGUGCUGAUCAAGGAUAUAUAGAUCUUAGCUGCCCAUUUUAGGUUUUUAGGGGUGAAAACUCAAUCGGAAGUUGACUUAAAGUCCUGUAUGAACCCCUUUUCGCUUAAUUUUUCACAGGUUUACAAUUUUUAUUUUGGCUUAAAAUGAUGUUUAUUGUGUUUCUAAGACGUAAUAAGACAGUCUUGGCCCAAAAAUUUAUUUUUCCGACCUUCAACUUCAAAAAAAGUUGAUUCAGCCCAAAAGGGAAAUCGAACCUGUGCGGCGUCACCCUCUUGAUUCCCAGACUACGGUACUAACCACUCGGCCACACCGCUCUCUUCCGAAGGAAGAGACCGACUGCGCUUUUUAUCGUUUCGAAUGCCUGCGCCUUUUGUAGGGAAAUUAAGCCAGUUUUUGGGCAUUUUCACCCCUAAAAACCUAAAAUGGGCAGCUAAGAUUUAUAUAUCCUUCAUCAGCGCAUUUUUUCUGAUUUUUUGAGAUAUGUCCCGUCAAAAAGUAGGAGCCCCCAUAAAAGUACUUUCCUUGUAAAAUCCCCAUAACUUGGGUAAAACUUUUCGGAUUAAAACCCUCCAAAAAACAACACAUAGAAUUUUUUAAGUAGUUUUAUACAAUAUGUGUUUUAAAUGGCUUUUAUAGCCCGGUGGACCGCUAAUUUUACAGUAGUACGGCCAACCAUCUCGUUUUUUCUUCUUCGCGGAAUAAAAACGAUUUUUUCUUACCAAUUUUUAUAAGAAUAAUUACAAAUUUCAAAUCAGUGUGUAGAGCCGUUUCUUAGCUACAUUAUGUUUUUUGAGGGGUGGCGAUAUAUCAUAAACUGAUAGAGUUACGGGCAAUUAAAUCAAGGUAACCUCCAUUUUUGACCAUAAAAAGUCGUUCCGAAAGGGGCUAACUUUUCCUCUUCCUUUGAUUUGAGGGCUCUUUUUAUGACAAAAAUGGAGGUAAAUUUGCCAUAAAUCAACCAUAAUAAGACCUACAAUUGGCCCUCUAAAAAAGCCUCAUGGAAAAAAAGAUGGGCUAUCAACUGGUAUAAAUUAAAGCGUCUACAUUUUGAAAUUGACCGAGAAAUAAAACAUUUCGUAUCUUCAGUGUAAAUGUACUCUGUACUUUAAGCUAUAUAACUAAUCUACUCUUGAAAAUAAAACAGCGAAGUUUGGAUAUGUUGUAGUCUCAACCGUCAGGUUUAUUUGGUUUUUUGAAGGGUGUUCCUAGACCAACUGAGAAAAAAGUUAUGGCCAAAAUACCGCAGCGAACCGCGGUUUUGGACGUAAAAAGUCACUCCCGCAAAAGUAGGCUACUUCUGCUUUUCGUCCGGUUUCUCUCGCUCGCAAACGAGUUUUCGAUGCUCUCUCGCUCCUCCCUACUUCUCUUUUAUUUAUUUUUAUGUUAGUGAAACAGGCCCCUGAAUUUUUGGCAUUCUGUUUUAAUGGUUAGAAUAGGUGAGAAAUUGCAGUUUAUAGUCAAAAUUGAUGUUGAAAGGGAUUUUAAGGUGUUUCAAAAAAGCUUGGCCCCAAAACGAAAUCCUGAUUUUUUGGCAUUCCGUUGCAAGACUUCGAAUAGUCGAGAAAUUACUGUUUAUGGUCAAAAUCUUUUUUUAUUAUCAAUUUUUUUGUGUGGGAACAAAAUAAAACAAAAUUUUGAGCCCCACAACGAAAUCCUGAAUUUUUGGCAUUGUGUUUCAUAGGCCAGAAUUAGCGGGAAACUGCAGGCUAUGGUCUAAAAUGAUCAUUAGAGAUUUUUUAAGAUAUCUCUUGAUGUAAACCCUCAUUUCUUACCGUAUUUUUUCAGGUUCCGCUGGCCGAAGUUGUUCUCAGCGACGAGUACACGGCCUUCCGUCUCGGCUCCCACGUCUUUCAUAUGCCCUUGUUCUUCACCGAACAUUAUGAAGUGAUUGCGCAGGCUCCGGACGCAGUCGACCUCCAGGAGCGCCGAUGGAAGAUAUGGGGCCUUAGCGCCGGAAUUUUGACCGAAGCUCUGGCAGUACUAGCGCCCGACGAAUGGAGGGGAAAAUUCGAUUACCCCGAGCAAAAUCAUCGACCUUUACCAUGA
Messenger RNA from Bursaphelenchus xylophilus (pine wood nematode), 12995 nucleotides. NCBI's taxonomy places the organism in Eukaryota, Metazoa, Nematoda, Chromadorea, Rhabditida, Aphelenchoididae. The record is from the annotation of a GenBank genome assembly.